AUGCGACUGGCAUCGUUCCUAGUUCUGAGUUGCCUUUGUUGCGUAGUUCCCACCCUUUGCCGUCGUCACACCCUUACAUUAAAAAAUGAUGGUCGCGUUGGAGUUUUAUGCAGCCAAUUCACUUACGGACCACGGGGUUUUCUUGGCGUCCACUUAACUGGCCUUGAUCAUAAUGCUUUGGGCAAGGUUGGGUUUUCAAUGGAAAAGUCAACAUCAAACAGCCCACUCCAGUCUUCGAAACAGAAUUCUCGUGAUUGUUUAAUGGAGAAGCCUUCUGAUAAACAGGUUUUUCUCCUUUAUUUGGAGAAAAAGACGGCCAGGUUGAAGUAUUUACCCGGCCAAUCUGUUCUCGUUUAUCCCGAAAAUAGAGUUAAUCGAGAGCCCUUUAUCUUUCUUGACGCUGAAGAUGAGAAAACUUUCCGAUCGUUUGAAAUCCAAAUCGCUGAAUUUUUUGUCGAAUACCUGGAUUUAUCCCAAAUCGAAUCUGAACAGCUGUCCGCUGAAAUUGUGAAGGUGAUUACAUCUGAUGAAAAUAUUAGGACUGUAGUAGUCGACAUGGUAAAGCAGAGUGUGGGUUCAGAUCCAGCAGUCUACAAGACGUUAAGCCAUCUACGCUCAUUGGUAGAUUUUGGAGGUAAGAAGCAAGACGGUGACGUAGAUGCUAAACUCCAACGCAAUCGACGCGAAGCUCCACAAGAACCUGACCUCGACAGAAUGAACAAGUUUCCGGGGAAUGCUGCUGAUCGUGGUAGGUUGCGGGAUAGAGCGGGGGUGGAAGUGAAUUCGAUAAAUAUGGGUCAAGAAGGCGAUGACCAAAAACCACCCCUCGUUCCCAACGCAAAGGGACUAGAAAGUGCUCCCAAAAAUAAACCUCUUGGACCUGAUCCCUUAAAGAAGCCUAACAGGGAAAGUGAUCAGAAAGCUGAGAAACCCGAUGGGACUGCUCAAAGGGAAGCUGAUGCUGAAGGCCAAGGUGCUGUUUCUGGAAAGGGAGCUCUAAAGGUCCAGGAAAGUUCUACAAAAGAUGAUAGUUCCUCUAAUGAUUCAGUGAAGGGUGGGGCAAAAGUCGAUCCAGAUGCUUCUGCUGAAGAAGAAGGAAAACAGGACUCUCCGAAAAACGUCUUACCCGAUGACUCUGGAAAGGUUGCUGAAGUACCUGAUGGGAAAAGUGAACAGAAGCCGAUCAAGGAUUCUCUUGCAGAGGUAGGGAAGCUGAAUCUUCAGGAUUCCCGCAAGUCGCUUUUUUCUCCUACCACUCUGGAUGCUAUAAAUGAGGUCAUAUCGGCCUAUAUCACUGGUCAACAGGGUAACAGAUUUCGCUACGUCUUUGUCAAUGGCAAGGUCUCUCUUAACUUCUCAGUUACAUUCGUCGAUCCAGUGUCAUUUGGUGCCUACGAUCUGAUCUUCCACAACUGUCGCAAAGGUCCCAUCGAUGUUUCCAUAGCAAUGGUGGAACGAAAUGGGGAUAACUACCUCUCCGUUGGUGAGCAGCCAUUGACCAUCCUCUUCCUCAUGUUCUCCCUUAUCUACGUCCUCCUCUCAGUCGUUUGGGGCUUACAUCUCCGCUUCUCCAAGGCUCCCGUCUUCCGAAUUCACCACCUCAUGUUGGCUAUGGUUAUUGUCAAGUCCAUUUCCCUCAUGUUCCAUGCGAUUAACUAUUUCGUGAUUGGAAGACACGGUGUUCAGGAGGAGGGUUGGGCUGCGAUGGACUACAUUGCUCACUUGACGCGUGGAUUUCUGCUGAUCGUCACCAUCCUCAUGAUCGGCGCCGGCUGGACAUUCAUCAAACAUGUCUUUACGCGUCAGGAGAAGCAUGUCUUUCUCAUUGUCAUCCCAUUGCAGGUGUUCGCAAACGUCGCCACCAUAGUGAUAAAUGAGACAGAACAGGGCGCGAAGCGCUUUGCUUUGUGGAAUGAGAUCUUCACGGUGGUGGAUCUGCUGUGCUGCGCUGGGGUGCUCUUUCCUGUCAUCUGGUCCAUUCGCCAUCUGCGCCAGGCGGCACAGACUGAUGGGAAGGUGGCGCAAAAUCUGCGCAAACUGCGGCUCUUCCGUCAUUUUUACAUUCUUGUUAUCUGCUAUAUCUACCUCACUCGCAUCAUCGUUUACCUUCUGCGUAUGACCACGCCCUUCGCGUGGACCUGGCUGGCUGAGUUUUUCGAGCAGACCGUCACGUUGGCCUUCUACGUCUCUGUGGGGCACAAAUUCCGACCCUUCAAUGACAACCCAUAUCUGCAACUCCCAACCUCUGAGGAGCAGGAGGCGGAGGAUGUCGUCAUGGAUCUUUUCAAUAUGGAGGAGGCCUUGUCGCAGUCGGGCAUAACGGAUGGAGUGACGCGUAUUCAUCGACCACAAAAUCUUGAUGCAGCUCGGGAGAAUCGGCGUUGGCGUGAAGACGCAGCUAAUCGACCGUUGCCAGGAGACGCGGAGACUGCUGACUCGGAUUUGCUCCCACUUAUUCGUCCUUAG
Molecule: messenger RNA, 2466 nt
Organism: Echinococcus granulosus
Lineage: Eukaryota; Metazoa; Platyhelminthes; Cestoda; Cyclophyllidea; Taeniidae
Exons: 14
Coding region: 1-2466 (821 amino acids)
Biological process (GO): transport
Cellular component (GO): Golgi apparatus; membrane
Source: RefSeq, a predicted model, not a curated record